Malus domestica (apple) is the source of this 1937-nucleotide messenger RNA. Its product is annotated as BTB/POZ domain-containing protein POB1-like. Gene Ontology annotation, molecular function: protein binding. Lineage: Eukaryota; Viridiplantae; Streptophyta; Magnoliopsida; Rosales; Rosaceae. Gene Ontology annotation, biological process: response to red light. The record is from RefSeq and is a predicted model, not a curated record. Gene Ontology annotation, cellular component: nucleus.
AUGAAGGAAUUGAAUACGGAUCUAUUCGACCCGAGAACUACGCUGAUGGAACCCGACUUUUCGCGGGCCGUGACGCCGUUGGCCGACGCUGACGGCGACGAUUUCGCCUUCGCCUUUAACGACAGUAACUUCUCCGACCGACAGCUUCGGAUCGAGAUCAUGGGUGACACACCCGAGUCCAGACCCGAUUCCGAGGCUUGCACCAGUAUCGCUGAUUGGGCCCUCCACCGGAAGCGGCGGAGAGAAGACAUCAAGAAGGAAAACAUUCUGGAUCUCGCCGAAUGCCCCGAGGAGCAAAUCUUGAAUGACAACCAGCCUGAUAUGGAUGAUUGCGAGGGCUGUGAAAAUCAAGAUGAGGAACCAGUUGCAAUGGUUGAAGAGUCACCUUCAGGGGAUGAAGCUGCAAACAGCAAUGACUCAGACUGGGGAAUGGAUUGUUCUACAGUUGUGAGAGUUAAAACAUUGCACAUUAGCUCUCCAAUUUUGGCAGCCAAGAGUCCUUUUUUCUAUAAGCUCUUUUCAAAUGGGAUGAGGGAGUCUGAACAGCGACAUGUAACCUUGCGAAUCAGUGCGUCUGAAGAAGCUGCCCUCAUGGAGCUCCUAAAUUUUAUGUACAGCAAUACCUUAUCCACCACCACAGCUCCUGCUCUACUGGACGUGUUGAUGGCUGCUGACAAAUUUGAGGUAGCUUCAUGCAUGAGGUAUUGCAGCCGGCUACUGAGGAAUAUGCCCAUGACACCUGAAUCUGCGUUGCUUUAUCUAGAGCUUCCUUCUAGUGUCUUAAUGGCUGAAGCAGUCCAGGCGUUGACUGAUGCUGCAAAGCAGUACCUCGCUGUCCGUUACAAGGACAUAAGCAAGUUUUUUGAAGAGGUGAUGGCCUUACCCCUAGCUGGAAUAGAGGCAAUUAUAUCCAGUGAUGAACUCCAGGUUGCAUCAGAGGAUGCUGUAUAUGACUUUGUGUUGAAAUGGUCUAGGACUCACUACCCUAAGUUGGAGGAAAGGCGAGAAAUCUUGGGUGCUCGACUUGCACGCUACAUUCGCUUCCCAUACAUGACUUGUCGAAAGCUGAAAAAGGUCUUAACCUGUAAUGAUUUUGACCACGAAGCUGCAUCCAAGCUUGUCCUUGAGUCUCUUUUCUUCAAGGCCGAGGCUCCGCACAGGCAGCGAAUUCUGGCAGCAGAAGAGUCUGCUACCUUGAAUCGUCGGUUUGUGGAGCGGGCAUACAAGUAUCGCCCUGUUAAGGUGGUGGAAUUUGAUCUUCCCAGACAGCAGUGUGUGGUGUACCUGGACUUGAAGCGAGAGGAGUGUGCAAAUUUAUUCCCAUCCGGACGGGUAUAUUCUCAGGCAUUCCACUUGGGUGGGCAAGGGUUCUUCCUCUCUGCGCAUUGCAACAUGGACCAGCAGAGUUCUUUCCAUUGUUUUGGGCUGUUUUUGGGGAUGCAGGAAAAAGGGUCAGUGAGUUUUGCAGUGGACUACGAAUUUGCAGCGAGAUCAAAGCCGACUGAGGAAUUCAUUAGCAAAUACAAAGGCAACUACACAUUUACAGGGGGCAAGGCAGUCGGGUACCGUAACUUAUUUGCCAUACCAUGGACAUCAUUCACGGCCGAGGAUAGUCCUUUCUUCAUAAAUGGCGUCCUUCAUCUUCGAGCGGAGCUUACCAUCAAACACUGACUUCUGUGUUCAGCCGAUUGUCGAAGAUUAUCUACCCCCGCGACCAUUUUCAUUUUGUUUGUAUGUGUUUGCGUUUUACCAUCCUUGUCCAAACUUGGAGAAGGCAUUGUAAUAACUAGACACGAUGUAGCGCUCUCCGUUUGGGGGCUUAAACAUGAAAGGUCUAAUGGCUGUACCAUACUUGGAAAGGUCUAAUAGCUCAGUUUUUAUUGGCCAUGGUUGUUUCAUUUCGUAUGGUAUUGGCCGUGGCUGACUCUAUUUUCUUC